Messenger RNA from Closterium sp. Naga37s-1, 5409 nucleotides. NCBI's taxonomy places the organism in Eukaryota, Viridiplantae, Streptophyta, Zygnematophyceae, Desmidiales, Closteriaceae. The record is from the annotation of a GenBank genome assembly.
AUGAGUGGGCCGGCAUCGCGGGCGUCAGUGAAGGGGCGAAGGAAUGCCUCCAGGGGGGCGGAGAGUGGCGGAAUGCCCUGGGUUGAGCAACAGCCGAACCUGGCUCGGCCCUGGCCGAACCAGACCGAACCAGCCGAUCAACCAGGCCGAACCUGGUUUGGGACUCACUCUCAUGGCUCCAAGGCGACUCACUCUCAUGGCUUCAAGGCGACUCACUCUCAUGGCUUCAAGGCGACUCACUCUCAUGGCUUCAAGGCGACUCACUCUCAUGGCUUCAAGGCGACUCACUCUCAUGGCUUCAAGGCGACUCACUCUCAUGGCUUCAAGGCGACUCACUCUCAUGGCUUCAAGGCGACUCACUCUCAUGGCUUCAAGGCGACUCACUCUCAUGGCUUCAAGGCGACUCACUCUCAUGGCUUCAAGGCGACUCACUCUCAUGGCUUCAAGGCGACUCACUCUCAUGGCUUCAAGGCGACUCACUCUCAUGGCUUCAAGGCGACUCACUCUCAUGGCUUCAAGGCGACUCACUCUCAUGGCUUCAAGGCGACUCACUCUCAUGGCUUCCAGGCGACUCACUCUCAUGGCUUCAAGGCGACUCACUCUCAUGGCUUCAAGGCGACUCACUCUCAUGGCUUCAAGACGACUCACUCUCAUGGCUUCAACGCGACUCACUCUCAUGGAUUCAAGGCGACUCACUCUCAUGGCUUCAAGGCGACUCACUCUCAUGGCUUCAAGGCGACUCACUCUCAUGGCUUCAAGGCGACUCACUCUCAUGGCUUCAAGGCGACUCACUCUCACGGCUUCAAGGCGACUCACUCUCACGGCUUCAAGGCGACUCACUCUCAUGGCUUCAAGGCGACUCACUCUCAUGGCUUCAAGGCGACUCACUCUCAUGGCUUCAAGGCGACUCACUCUCAUGGCUUCAAGGCGACUCACUCUCAUGGCUUCAAGGCGACUCACUCUCAUGGCUUCAAGGCGACUCACUCUCAUGGCUUCAAGGCGACUCACUCUCAUGGCUUCAAGGCGACUCACUCUCAUGGCUUCAAGGCGACUCACUCUCAUGGCUUCAAGGCGACUCACUCUCAUGGCUUCAAGGCGACUCACUCUCAUGGCUUCAAGGCGACUCACUCUCAUGGCUUCAAGGCGACUCACUCUCAUGGCUUCAAGGCGACUCACUCUCAUGGCUUCAAGGCGACUCACUCUCAUGGCUUCAAGGCGACUCACUCUCAUGGCUUCAAGGUGACUCACUCUCAUGGCUUCAAGGCGACUCACUCUCAUGGCUUCAAGGCGACUCACUCUCAUGGCUUCAAGGCGACUCACUCUCAUGGCUUCAAGGCGACUCACUCUCAUGGCUUCAAGGCGACUCACUCUCAUGGCUUCAAGGCGACUCACUCUCAUGGCUUCAAGGCGACUCACUCUCAUGGCUUCAAGGCGACUCACUCUCAUGGCUUCAAGGCGACUCACUCUCAUGGCUUCAAGGCGACUCACUCUCAUGGCUUCAAGGCGACUCACUCUCAUGGCUUCAAGGCGACUCACUCUCAUGGCUUCAAGGCGACUCACUCUCAUGGCUUCAAGGCGACUCACUCUCAUGGCUUCAAGGCGACUCACUCUCAUGGCUUCAAGGCGACUCACUCUCAUGGCUUCAAGGCGACUCACUCUCAUGGCUUCAAGGCGACUCACUCUCAUGGCUUCAAGGCGACUCACUCUCAUGGCUUCAAGGCGACUCACUCUCAUGGCUUCAAGGCGACUCACUCUCAUGGCUUCAAGGCGACUCACUCUCAUGGCUUCAAGGCGACUCACUCUCAUGGCUUCAAGGCGACUCACUCUCAUGGCUUCAAGGCGACUCACUCUCAUGGCUUCAAGGCGACUCACUCUCAUGGCUUCAAGGCGACUCACUCUCAUGGCUUCAAGGCGACUCACUCUCAUGGCUUCAAGGCGACUCACUCUCAUGGCUUCAAGGCGACUCACUCUCAUGGCUUCAAGGCGACUCACUCUCAUGGCUUCAAGGCGACUCACUCUCAUGGCUUCAAGGCGACUCACUCUCAUGGCUUCAAGGCGACUCACUCUCAUGGCUUCAAGGCGACUCACUCUCAUGGCUUCAAGGCGACUCACUCUCAUGGCUUCCAGGCGACUCACUCUCAUGGCUUCAAGGCGACUCACUCUCAUGGCUUCAAGGCGACUCACUCUCAUGGCUUCAAGGCGACUCACUCUCAUGGCUUCCAGGCGACUCACUCUCAUGGCUUCAAGGCGACUCACUCUCAUGGCUUCAAGGCGACUCACUCUCAUGGCUUCAAGGCGACUCACUCUCAUGGCUUCAAGGCGACUCACUCUCAUGGCUUCAAGGCGACUCACUCUCAUGGCUUCAAGGCGACUCACUCUCAUGGCUUCAAGGCGACUCACUCUCAUGGCUUCAAGGCGACUCACUCUCAUGGCUUCAAGGCGACUCACUCUCAUGGCUUCAAGGCGACUCACUCUCAUGGCUUCAAGGCGACUCACUCUCAUGGCUUCCAGGCGACUCACUCUCAUGGCUUCAAGGCGACUCACUCUCAUGGCUUCAAGGCGACUCACUCUCAUGGCUUCAAGGCGACUCACUCUCAUGGCUUCCAGGCGACUCACUCUCAUGGCUUCAAGGCGACUCACUCUCAUGGCUUCAAGGCGACUCACUCUCAUGGCUUCAAGGCGACUCACUCUCAUGGCUUCAAGGCGACUCACUCUCAUGGCUUCAAGGCGACUCACUCUCAUGGCUUCAAGGCGACUCACUCUCAUGGCUUCAAGGCGACUCACUCUCAUGGCUUCAAGGCGACUCACUCUCAUGGCUUCAAGGCGACUCACUCUCAUGGCUUCCAGGCGACUCACUCUCAUGUCUUCAAGGCGACUCACUCUCAUGGCUUCAAGGCGACUCACUCUCAUGGCUUCAAGGCGACUCACUCUCAUGGCUUCAAGGCGACUCACUCUCAUGGCUUCAAGGCGACUCACUCUCAUGGCUUCAAGGCGACUCACUCUCAUGGCUUCAAGGCGACUCACUCUCAUGGCUUCCAGGCGACUCACUCUCAUGGCUUCCAGGCGACUCACUCUCAUGGCUUCAAGGCGACUCACUCUCAUGGCUUCAAGUCGACUCACUCUCAUGGCUUCAAGGCGACUCACUCUCAUGGCUUCAAGGCGACUCACUCUCAUGGCUUCAAGGCGACUCACUCUCAUGGCUUCCAGGCGACUCACUCUCAUGGCUUCAAGGCGACUCACUCUCAUGGCUUCAAGGCGACUCACUCUCAUGGCUUCAAGGCGACUCACUCUCAUGGCUUCAAGGCGACUCACUCUCAUGGCUUCAAGGCGACUCACUCUCAUGGCUUCCAGGCGACUCACUCUCAUGGCUUCAAGGCGACUCACUCUCAUGGCUUCCAGGCGACUCACUCUCAUGGCUUCAAGGCGACUCACUCUCAUGGCUUCAAGGCGACUCACUCUCAUGGCUUCAAGGCGACUCACUCUCAUGGCUUCAAGGCGACUCACUCUCAUGGCUUCAAGGCGACUCACUCUCAUGGCUUCCAGGCGACUCACUCUCAUGGCUUCCAGGCGACUCACUCUCAUGGCUUCAAGGCGACUCACUCUCAUGGCUUCAAGGCGACUCACUCUCAUGGCUUCAAGGCGACUCACUCUCAUGGCUUCAAGGCGACUCACUCUCAUGGCUUCAAGGCGACUCACUCUCAUGGCUUCAAGGCGACUCACUCUCAUGGCUUCAAGGCGACUCACUCUCAUGGCUUCAAGGCGACUCACUCUCAUGGCUUCCAGGCGACUCACUCUCAUGGCUUCAAGGCGACUCACUCUCAUGGCUUCAAGGCGACUCACUCUCAUGGCUUCAAGGCGACUCACUCUCAUGGCUUCAAGGCGACUCACUCUCAUGGCUUCAAGGCGACACACUCUCAUGGCUUCAAGGCGACUCACUCUCAUGGCUUCAAGGCGACUCACUCUCAUGGCUUCAAGGCGACUCACUCUCAUGGCUUCAAGGCGACUCACUCUCAUGGCUUCCAGGCGACUCACUCUCAUGGCUUCAAGGCGACUCACUCUCAUGGCUUCAAGGCGACUCACUCUCAUGGCUUCAAGGCGACUCACUCUCAUGGCUUCAAGGCGACUCACUCUCAUGGCUUCCAGGCGACUCACUCUCAUGGCUUCAAGGCGACUCACUCUCAUGGCUUCAAGGCGACUCACUCUCAUGGCUUCAAGGCGACUCACUCUCAUGGCUUCCAGGCGACUCACUCUCAUGGCUUCAAGGCGACUCACUCUCAUGGCUUCAAGGCGACUCACUCUCAUGGCUUCAAGGCGACUCACUCUCAUGGCUUCAAGGCGACUCACUCUCAUGGCUUCAAGGCGACUCACUCUCAUGGCUUCAAGGCGACUCACUCUCAUGGCUUCAAGGCGACUCACUCUCAUGGCUUCAAGGCGACUCACUCUCAUGGCUUCCAGGCGACUCACUCUCAUGGCUUCAAGGCGACUCACUCUCAUGGCUUCAAGGCGACUCACUCUCAUGGCUUCAAGGCGACUCACUCUCAUGGCUUCCAGGCGACUCACUCUCAUGGCUUCCAGGCGACUCACUCUCAUGGCUUCAAGGCGACUCACUCUCAUGGCUUCAAGGCGACUCACUCUCAUGGCUUCAAGGCGACUCACUCUCAUGGCUUCAAGGCGACUCACUCUCAUGGCUUCAAGGCGACUCACUCUCAUGGCUUCAAGGCGACUCACUCUCAUGGCUUCAAGGCGACUCACUCUCAUGGCUUCAAGGCGACUCACUCUCAUGGCUUCAAGGCGACUCACUCUCAUGGCUUCAAGGCGACUCACUCUCAUGGCUUCAAGGCGACUCACUCUCAUGGCUUUAAGGCGACUCACUCUCAUGGCUUCAAGGCGACUCACUCUCAUGGCUUCAAGGCGACUCACUCUCAUGGCUUCCAGGCGACUCACUCUCAUGGCUUCCAGGCGACUCACUCUCAUGGCUUCAAGGCGACUCACUCUCAUGGCUUCAAGGCGACUCACUCUCAUGGCUUCAAGGCGACUCACUCUCAUGGCUUCAAGGCGACUCACUCUCAUGGCUUCAAGGCGACUCACUCUCAUGGCUUCAAGGCGACUCACUCUCAUGGCUUCAAGGCGACUCACUCUCAUGGCUUCAAGGCGACUCACUCUCAUGGCUUCAAGGCGACUCACUCUCAUGGCUUCCAGGCGACUCACUCUCAUGGCUUCAAGGCGACUCACUCUCAUGGCUUCCAGGCGACUCACUCUCAUGGCUUCCAGGCGACUCACUCUCAUGGCUUCAAGGCGACUCACUCUCAUGGCUUCAAGGCGACUCACUCUCAUGGCUUCAAGGCGACUCACUCUCAUGGCUUCAAGGCGACCCCCUCACUCCUCCCAUCGCCCGCGCGACGUCGCUGA